GGACGCAGCGUCCCGGCUGAUGCGUCUGCGGCGGCCGCCUGCGCCCCGCGAGGACUGGAGCGCACGUCCGGGAGCCGCGUUCCCGCUGCCGAGGCUCGAAGGCGCUGGAUGUCUCCACAACAUGAUUGCUCAUUAACCUGCAAACUUUUCUUUUUUUAACCCAAAGAAUAUCGGUGAUUUUUGUCCACUGCUAGCAGAAGACAGAACCAGGGCGUCUGAAAUGCAGCGAAGUCCUUAUUUAUAACAGGCCCGAGGUGAUAUGCGAACCCCCCCCCUCCAGUGAGCCUUCUACCCGUGGACACCCGCCUCCCCGCCUGAGCCCCACGCAGUGGUGUCUGCACUGGGUCCCGCGGCCUCCGUCCUUUCAAUGCCCAGUUUCCUCUGGGACUGCUGGCCUUCCCUGGAGAUCAGGGUGCUGCUCUGUGCCAUGGGCUGCAUCCAGAGCAUCGGGGGCAAAGCCAGAGUCUUCCGGGAAGGCAUCACCGUGGUCGACGUGAAAGCCUCCAUCGACCCCAUCCCCACCAGCAUCGACGAGUCCUCCAGCGUGGUGCUCCGCUACCGGACACCCCACUUCCGUGCCUCGGCCCAGGUGGUCAUGCCGCCCAUCCCCAAGAAGGAGACCUGGAUAGUGGGCUGGAUCCAGGCGUGCAGCCACAUGGAGUUCUACAACCAGUACGGGGAGCAGGGCAUGUCCAGCUGGGAGCUCCCGGACCUCCAGGAGGGCAAGAUCGAGGCCAUCAGCGACUCUGACGGGGUGAACUACCCCUGGUACGGCAACACCACCGAGACCUGCACCAUCGUGGGCCCCACCAAGCGUGACUCCAAGUUCGUCAUCAGCAUGAACGACAACUUCUACCCCAGCGUCACGUGGGCCGUGCCGGUGAGCGAGAGCAACGUGGCCAGGCUGACCAACAUCUACCGGGACCAGAGCUUCACCACGUGGCUGGUGGCCACCAACACGUCCACCAACGACAUGAUCGUCCUGCAGACGCUGCACUGGCGCAUGCAACUCAGCAUCGAGGUCAACCCCAGCCGGCCCCUGGGCCAGCGCGCCCGGCUGCGGGAGCCCAUUGCCCAGGACCAGCCCAAGAUCCUGAGCAAGAACGAGCCCAUCCCGGCCAGCGCCCUGGUCAAGCCCAACGCCAACGACGCGCAGGUCCUCAUGUGGCGGCCCAGGUACGGGCAGCCGCUGGUGGUGAUCCCGGCCAAGCACCGGUGACACGCGGCUCCCGGCGGGCGCCAAUAAUAAUGCACUGCAGCCACCCUCCCUGCUCGUCCCUCGGCAGCGCGCCGCUCCCCGCCCAGCGGCCGGCUCUCACUGUGCGAAGCCCGGGCUCCCCGGCCCCACGCGCCUGUCCCCUCGGCGGGAGGCCCUGCCGGACAGAUGCCUGGGCCCCAGCGUCCCCGGCCCGGCCCGUGGCCUCCGCGGUCAGCCUCCCUCGCCACAGAGUCCCAAACAACUGCUUCCCCCCUCCUUAGCGCCUCUGUCUGAGGUUCGGGGCGGGAGGGAGCUGGUUUUGCAGGAGGCCCAGCCGUGGCGGCUGCGUUGUGCUGUGGCGCCCCGUGGCAGUCCGCUCGGCCUCCGUCACGUGGCCUUACGUAGACUUGCUUUGCCAAACUUCUGCCUUAAGCUGAAUUUAAAGAAAAAAACAAAAAAACAAAAAAAAACCCCAACCCUCCCGAAACAAAGAACGCAGGAUCUCUUUGCUACCGGACUCUUCCGCCAGAGGUGGGGUGGUGCUGGGACCCGGAUCAGAGCCCCGAGGCUCCCCUAGUCCUGGCAGGGGGCGCAGACCCGAAACCAGCGGCUCGUUGGGUUUCAGCAGAGGUGAAAGCAGGGCCAGACUCUGCCUGACCGCGCCGGCCCCCGCCUGUGAGGGUCAGUGAGCAGUGCCGGCCUCUCCCCCUGGGCAGCCUUAACUUGCCUCGGCGGGCCCAGGAGGAGAGCGGGAGGUCCCGAGUGGCAGGUCGAGAGCGGGAACGUUUGCUGUGUCGGUCCUCGGCACCCACUUGCCGGGACGGGUCUGCCGGCACCACCUCUAGGCGCAAGGCUUUGCCCUUUGACCCACGGUGGCCCCAAACGCCCGCAGGACGGGCCACCUUGGCCCGGGUUUGGCGCAAAGGUAAGACGGGCAUGUGCUUCUCUCCCCAGGCUCCGAGAGAGGGCAGAAGGCGCCGAGCCCCACUGCUGGGCGUGGGGGUGCCGUGGACGGCACCCCAGCUAGGCAUUCCUGAAGCUGGAAAGGUGGGGGGCAGGCAGUCGGCAGCCCCUCUCGGCUCUCCAUGCUGCUUAACCUCACAAGUCAACCAGGCCGGGGCUGGGGGGUGCAGGGGGGCCGUGUCGGAGGCCUCGGCGGCCGGGGGUCUGGGGCAGGAGUCCGCGCGGCUCGGCCUGAGCGAGGCCGAGCUUUCUCA
This is a messenger RNA of Condylura cristata (star-nosed mole), 2415 nucleotides long. It is a transcript of the gene FAM78A, whose product is annotated as family with sequence similarity 78, member A. Bases 368 to 1219 code for a protein of 283 amino acids. NCBI's taxonomy places the organism in Eukaryota, Metazoa, Chordata, Mammalia, Eulipotyphla, Talpidae. The record is from RefSeq and is a predicted model, not a curated record. The transcript has 2 exons.